UUGAAGAAAAGUGUAGAGCAGUAGAAUUAGCUCAUUAUACUUUAAAUUCGCAUGUAGCACAACUUUAUUCACUGGAUUUAACAAUGCUUGGUCGUUGGGUUAAAAAAUUUUCUCAAGAUUCUUCUCCUCAUUCUCAAAAAAAUGCAUGA
Cetraspora pellucida is the source of this 149-nucleotide messenger RNA. Lineage: Eukaryota; Fungi; Glomeromycota; Glomeromycetes; Diversisporales; Gigasporaceae. The record is from the annotation of a GenBank genome assembly.